UCUCAUUGCAAAGUUUCGACUUCAAAGCGACGGUUGUGCACGGUUCGAUUGAAACAAGAGCUUUUAGAGGACAUAUAGGAAAAGAUAUAACAUUAUAUUAUAUAAUAUUACACAUAACUUAAAAUAUACGAUAUGGAACCGGGUGCUGGCGCGUUGAAUAAUGAAGGCAAUGACACCAUCUGCGGCAUGCCAGUGGAGGCCCACGAUCCGCUGUACCUACAGGCUUACCGUCAGAGCGUUCAGGAUCCGGAGGCCUUCUGGGAGGAGCAGGCCCAACUGCUGGACUGGGACCGUCCCUGGCAACAGGUGCUGGACAACAGCAAUCCACCCUUCACCAAGUGGUAUGUGGGCGGUUAUCUGAAUGCCUGCUACAAUGCCAUCGAUCGGCACAUACUGGCCGGGAGGGGCUCCAAGGUGGCCCUCAUCCACGAUAGCCCAAUGACGAACACAGUGCGCCGUGUGACCUACCAGGAGCUGUACGACCAGAUUGUGUUGCUGGCCGGUGGUCUAUCCAAAUUGGGCGUAGUCAAGGGUGACCGCGUAGUGAUAUAUAUGCCUCUGAUACCGGAAACCAUCAUCGCCAUGCUGGCCAUAGUUCGGUUGGGCGCCAUUCAUUCGGUGGUCUUUGGUGGCUUCGCCGCCAGGGAACUGUGCUCACGGAUAGAGCAUGUGGAGCCAAAGUUGGUGAUUGCCUCUAAUGUGGGUGUUGAGCCCGGCAAGGUGGUGCCUUAUCUGGAUAUACUCCACUCGGCCAUCCAUAUGUCACGCUGGAAGCCCCCUCAGAGGAACAUCAUCUUCCGUCGCGACAAUGUCAUUCCGGACAUGAGCAGGCUGGUUCCGGAGGCGGAUGUUCUCUGGGCUGAUGUUCUGAAAAUGUCUGAGGGAGAGGAACCCGUGGCCUGUGUUCCCAUCGAAGCCAACGAUCCGCUUUAUAUCCUGUAUACAUCGGGUACCACGGACAAGCCAAAGGGAGUCCUGCGCACCAUUGGGGGUCACCUGGUGGCACUAAUGUAUACUCUGCGCACCAUCUAUGGCAUCAGUCCUGGGGACACUUGGUGGGCGGCCUCCGACAUGGGAUGGGUGGUGGGACACUCAUACAUCUGCUAUGGCCCGCUGUGCCUGGGAGCCACCAGUAUCAUGUACGAGGGUAAGCCGGAUCGCACCCCUGAUCCUGGACAGUACUUCAGAAUCAUCGACCAGUACAAGGUUCGUUCAAUUUUCUCGGUGCCCACCUCCUUUCGGGUGAUCCGUCGUGCCGAUCCGGAUAUCAGCUAUGGACGCCAGUACUCGAUGAAAUCCCUGCGAGCUAUCUUCAUUGCCGGAGAGCAUUGCGACUAUGAGACCAAGAACUGGAUUGAGAAAACCUUCAAGGUGCCGGUGCUCAAUCAUUGGUGGCAGACGGAGACGGGUUCCGCUGUGACCGCCACUUGUUUGGGUUUCCAGCAGAACCUAAGUCCGCCUACCUACUCUACGGGACUGCCUCUGAUGGGCUAUGACAUCAAGAUCCUGAAGCCCGAUGGUACCGAGACCCAGUGCAUGGAGUUGGGUAGAAUCGCGCUGAAGCUGCCCCUGCCUCCAGGCAACAUGGCCACAUUGUAUAAGAACGAGGAGCUCUUCCGCAAGCUGUACUUUCAAAAGUUUCCGGGCUACUAUGACACCAUGGAUGCUGGAUAUAAGGACGAUCGUGGCUAUAUUUUUGUGACAGCUCGCGAUGACGAUGUGAUUAAUGUGGCUGGCCAUCGACUAUCCACCUCUAGUUUGGAAGAUGCCGUCCUGCGGCAUCCGGAUGUGGUUGAUGUGGCUGUCUUUGGUGUUCCCGAGCCCACCAAGGGUCAGGUGCCGCUCUGCCUGUACAUACCCGUGGAGAAUUGCAAGAAGACCGAUGCCAAGCUAUCGACAGAGAUUAUAAAGCUAAUCAGGGAUGUGGUGGGACCUAUCGCUGCCUUCCGUUUGAUUACCCCUGUGAACAGCCUGCCACGUACUCGUUCUGGGAAGACGAUGCGGAAAGCCAUGGCUGAUUUUGCCCGGAAUGAGCGUGUGAUCCUUCCUGCCACCAUUGAUGAUGCCACUGUCUUCACCGAGAUACGGCGGGCUCUUCAGCAAUUGGGUUACGCGAUGACUGCCCCCGAUCCGAUUGUGGCCAAGCUGCUGGACUGAAGGAUGAUGAUGUCCUGCGGCAGGAAGUGUCUGCCCCACCCGCUCUAUAGUUUGUACGAUUCCCGAGAAUGGAAAUAAAGUUUAAGCAAGUUUUUCUGGGGUUUUUCCUCCGUUUAUUUGCGUAGGCCGUAAAGUGGCGAAAAUAA
Messenger RNA from Drosophila serrata, 2303 nucleotides. RefSeq names its product acyl-CoA synthetase short-chain family member 3, mitochondrial. Lineage: Eukaryota; Metazoa; Arthropoda; Insecta; Diptera; Drosophilidae. The record is from RefSeq and is a predicted model, not a curated record. Gene Ontology annotation, cellular component: mitochondrial matrix. Gene Ontology annotation, molecular function: propionate-CoA ligase activity.